CCUUCCUACCCACAUACCAAGGCAAACAUAAAACAUAAAAAAAUCUUUCAAGGCUUGUGCUCAGUAGCCCCCGUUUCUGCAACAUACUAUCUUCCAUAAGCAACGGAAAUAACCUACAGAAGCCCCUGUGACCAGAGAAUGCACCGGCAGACCUUGAUUCUCUUGGUACACUUUAGUCACUUAUAUGAACGGUUCCCCAGUACGUAAGAAGAGGCACGUAAUAAAGAGGACGUGCGAAGGAUUACGUAAGAAGGAGAACGUAAUAAGAAGGACGUAAGAGGGAGAAUGUAAGAAGGAAGACGUAAUAAGGAGAACGUAAUAAGGAGUUCGUGUCUGUAGAGAGCGCAAGGGGAAGGUUAUUUCCAGAUCAAGAAGCCCUUGAGGAUGAUCAGCAGAGCAGUCGUGGGAACAGUUCGGAGGAUAUCAACAACGCCAUCAUUCCAUAACAGAAGAGCCGAACCCUUACAUAAAAUGUCUUCCAAUGGACCAGUUGAAUCGGCUAUAAAGAAAAAACUGGUCGAGGCCUUUAAACCCGUGCAUUUGCAGAUCGUUAAUGAGUCCUUUAUGCAUAAUGUCCCUCCUGGCUCAGAAACACAUUUCAAGGUCCUUGUUGUUUCUCCAACUUUCGAGAACGUCCCUCUCAUCAAGCGCCACCGCCUUGUGAACGCAGCUCUAAGUGAAGAGUUAGCAACAGGAGUUCAUGCUCUUUCCAUUGUGGCACGCACUCCAGACCAGUGGGAAAAAAGCUCUCAAGAGAUAGAACGAAGUCCUGCUUGUCGUGGUGGUUUUGGGAAAUGAAGCUGACUCUUAAAACUAUAAAAGCCAGAAGAGUAAGACUGAAAUGGGUUCCAGUUGCAUGGAAGAUAAGAUAGAAGAGAAUUGGUUAAACUAUGCAGAAGUAUGGUCACCAUUAUAUUUUACUUGAAAAAACACACAAGGUAUUAAUAAGAAACUAUGCAUUAAGCACUCUAUAGGAGGUACUAAACCAUAAAUGUAAUCAAUUCAUCUGAAUUUUGUUAUGAAUGAUUAUAAGCUGUGAUCUAUACUGAUGUAUAUACAAAGUACCGGUAGUGAAGGUUAAUAUUUUAAGGCAGCUAAAGGACAGAAUUCAUAUCUACAUUGUAUAGUGUUGUAUAAUAUUUUGUUGUUUUGACUUCUAAGCUUUCAGCAUUCAUUGGUUGAAUUUGUGAAAUGUUGAAUAUUAAUUUGGGAUGUAUUUGAUUUUGUAUACAAACAUGAAUAAAAAAAUACAUCUUUAUAUUUGGAAAGUUUCAUAUUUUUAUUAGCUAUGUAUAUUAGCAUAUGCGCAAAUUAUUGUAUUUAAUCAAAUAUUUGGUAAAAGGGAUAAAUGGAAAUUUUUACAUCAAAAUGAGUUGUAAAGUAAAAUUGUGUAAAAUUAUUUAACUUAAUUUUACACAUAUAUGUUUUGAUGUUUACUAAGUACUUCAUAAUUUGAUGGAAGUCUUAGCUAGUAAUGUAGUAAAAUGUACCUUUUAUUACUAGUGGGAUUUUAACUUAGCUCUGUUUCUUUCUUUCUUGGUAUUUGAUGAUAAAGGAGCAAACUUAUAUUUCCAUUUGCUGCCAGUAUUAAAAGCCACAGGAGAAGUUAUCACCUAGUUCAGUUUAAGCUGUAAAGGUGAAUUCCAACAAGCAACUUUAAUGCAGAUCACACAAAAAAAUUAAAUAACAGUCCAAAAGUUAUAUAAUAAGACAUGGAACCAUCACCAUCAUUUUCUUGCAUCAUUAGUAGAAAUAGGGAACUAUUUGCCAUGUGUUCUCACCUGAGGGUACAUGGGUAUAGGAUACUUUUCUUGGUUAAUAUUUCUUUAUAGUGUUUGCACAGUGCACUUAAGAUUAACCUUAGAAUCCUCAGCGUGGUUUAUAUUUUGGUUGAACAUGGUUUAUACCGGUAAAUUGGUGCUAUAUCUUGGUAGAAGUUCAAUGAAUACCCUUUUUAUUAUAUCCUGUUCACUGUCCUUGCGUCUCGUGGCUGAGAGUUAAAAUUAGAAGGUAAAACACUGUUCAAAAUCGUUUGCCAGAUCCAAAACCUCUACUUACUAUACUGAAAUAAUGUACAGAAAAAUUUAAUAGGCUUAAUUUUCUAUUCAACAUUUUUUAGAAUUAUGGCUUUGCUAGGUUGUAAAGGUGUAACUAAGAAUGAUAUAGAUUGGUUACUGUUGCAUAAGUUGAAGUAAUCCUGUAUAACAUGUAGAGAAGUUAUUUUAAUUAUGUGCAAUAUUUUUAUUCUUUAGUGUGAAUGACACAAUGUCCUAGUUUUAUAGGUAAUACUGUGAUUAUAUAUAUAUAUAUAUAUAUAUA
Molecule: messenger RNA, 2319 nt
Organism: Penaeus indicus
Lineage: Eukaryota; Metazoa; Arthropoda; Malacostraca; Decapoda; Penaeidae
Product: bolA-like protein DDB_G0274169
Exons: 6
Coding region: 385-798 (137 amino acids)
Cellular component (GO): mitochondrion
Source: RefSeq, a predicted model, not a curated record